AUGUGUCGAGAGCACUAUGUUUGCCUAUUUCCGUGUGUGUUCCGUCCCCUCACAGACAUACGUCUUCCACCCGAGCCAAUGCCGACGAUAAAUCAAUCCCGUGGCCUCGUAGUAUCAGGGAGCACAUUUGUAGCACGUGGAGCGAACAAGUUCUCGCGCUAUGUGAGCACAGACUACCAAUGGACGAGUAGCAAUGUGACCAAGGACUCGUGGGCCAUCCGUGACGUCCACAAUUGGGACUCCCUCGACUUCCUCAGCUGGCGUGUCAAGGAUCAGGCUGAUUGCGGUGCAUGCUGGGCGUAUGCGGUGGUGGCGAGUGUGGAGGCUGCGUAUAGCAUCGCAUUGAAUCAAGCUGCUCCCCAGCUGUCAGUGGACCAACUCUUUGCAGCCAUGGAGCUGACCGAUGCAGACAAGUGCAAAGGGGGCUCCCCCACUGCCGCCUUUGAGACACUCAUCGCUCCUGGAAGCAAUGGACUUGCAGGAGAAAAUGACACGGUGGGUGAGGGCAUCAUAAGUGACGUGGGCUGGAGUAAUGAAAGCCGUAUCCAUGGGCACUUUCAAGCUCAUCACUCGUAA
This is a messenger RNA of Closterium sp. NIES-65, 576 nucleotides long. NCBI's taxonomy places the organism in Eukaryota, Viridiplantae, Streptophyta, Zygnematophyceae, Desmidiales, Closteriaceae. The record is from the annotation of a GenBank genome assembly.